AUGCUCGCCCGCCAUGCUCCCGCCACGCAGACGCUGUGCGCCGUCUCUCAUCGAGCUCUCCCGGCAGCUGUUGCAGCUUCACGCCUUUCGACCGCCGCCACACCUUCGCGACCGCAGAGGAGGAAUUUGGCCACAGUGCAGGAUGCACCGAAGAGGACAUAUGGAGGGUUGAAGGAUCAGGACAGAAUCUUCACGAACCUGUACGGUCACCAUGGCGCGGACCUGAAGAGCGCCAUGAAGUAUGGCGACUGGUACAAGACGAAGGAGAUUCUGCUGAAGGGCCAUGAUUGGAUUAUUUCUGAGAUCAAGGCCUCUGGCCUGCGAGGCCGAGGUGGUGCUGGUUUCCCCUCCGGAUUGAAAUGGUCAUUCAUGAACUUCAAGGACUGGGAUAAGGACACCAAGCCCCGCUACCUGGUCGUCAAUGCCGAUGAGGGAGAGCCCGGAACCUGCAAGGACCGCGAGAUCAUGCGCAAGGACCCACACAAGCUCGUCGAAGGCUGUCUCGUUGCCGGACGUGCCAUGAACGCCACCGCUGCCUACAUCUACAUUCGAGGAGAGUUCUAUCACGAAGCGACCGUUCUGCAGCGUGCCAUUCAGGAAGCAUACCAAGCUGGAUUUAUCGGCAAGAAUGCUUGCGGCUCCGGCUACGACUUUGAUGUCUUCAUCCACCGAGGAAUGGGCGCAUACGUCUGUGGCGAGGAGACGUCACUUAUUGAGUCGCUAGAAGGCAAGCCCGGAAAGCCGCGCCUAAAGCCUCCGUUUCCCGCCGCUGUCGGUCUGUUCGGAUGCCCCUCCACCGUCGCCAACGUCGAGACUGUUGCUGUAGCUCCGACCAUCUGCCGACGAGGAGGGAGCUGGUUCGCAGGCUUUGGCCGUGAGCGUAACCAGGGUACGAAGCUCUUCUGUAUUUCUGGACACGUCAACAAUCCUUGCACCGUCGAGGAGGAGAUGUCGAUACCUCUGCGCGAGUUGAUCGAUAAGCACUGCGGCGGUGUGCGUGGCGGCUGGGACAACCUCAAGGCCAUCAUCCCUGGUGGCUCAUCGACCCCCAUCCUCCCCAAGCACAUCUGCGACGAGCAGCUUAUGGACUUCGAUGCACUCAAAGACUCACAGUCUGGUCUUGGUACCGCAGCGGUCAUCGUCAUGGAUAAGUCAACCGACGUCGUCCGCGCCAUCCAACGUCUUGCCAAGUUCUACCACCACGAAUCGUGCGGCCAGUGCACACCCUGCCGAGAAGGCUCGAAGUGGACGCACCAGAUCAUGGACCGCUUCUACAAGGGGCAGGCGAGAGAGCGCGAGAUUGACAUGCUCCAGGAGCUGACGAAGCAGGUUGAGGGCCACACUAUCUGCGCUUUGGGCGAGGCGUUUGCGUGGCCGUUGCAGGGUCUUAUUAGGCACUUCAGGCCGGAGCUGGAGGCCAGGAUAAAGGACUAUGGGGCUAAGCAUGGUGGCGAAGCGUUGGCUGGUGGAUGGGCGCAUGACGCGGCGAAGCGUGGACAGCUGAUUUCGCCGGGACAGUAGAGUGGAAAGGAGAGGCAGAAGAGCAUGAGCGAUCUUGUACAACGAGUUUUCCUUUGUGUCGUCUUCGACGGUCUGCGUCACUGAAUUGUCCAUAUAGUUCUCAGUGCGAAUGAUGGUAAAAUUGAACAUGGCCUUGCCUCAUUGAGGGCGACAUUGGUAUCAUAAC
Molecule: messenger RNA, 1687 nt
Organism: Trematosphaeria pertusa
Lineage: Eukaryota; Fungi; Ascomycota; Dothideomycetes; Pleosporales; Trematosphaeriaceae
Product: NADH-ubiquinone oxidoreductase
Exons: 3
Coding region: 1-1521 (506 amino acids)
Molecular function (GO): NAD binding; 4 iron, 4 sulfur cluster binding; FMN binding
Source: RefSeq, a predicted model, not a curated record